Danio rerio (zebrafish) is the source of this 3278-nucleotide messenger RNA. RefSeq names its product LIM homeobox 6a (gene lhx6a). The record is from RefSeq and is marked provisional. Gene Ontology annotation, molecular function: DNA binding; DNA-binding transcription factor activity, RNA polymerase II-specific. Gene Ontology annotation, cellular component: nucleus. Gene Ontology annotation, biological process: regulation of DNA-templated transcription; regulation of transcription by RNA polymerase II. Lineage: Eukaryota; Metazoa; Chordata; Actinopteri; Cypriniformes; Danionidae.
ACUCAAGCAACUGCAUCCCAAAAGAGGGAAAAAGUAGGAAAUAUCCUGCAAACGGUUCUAAAUAAGGCGUCCCGACGAACCGCUCGCGUUUGGCGUGUCCGCUGUCGGUUAACUGAGCUACCACGAAUGUGAAGACGUUUGUAUAGAGAUUAUUGACUGACUUACACCGAAGGAAACGACGAAUUAAAACGACGAAUUGCUGUUAUAUCAAACCGAAUUUAUCCGAAAAAGGCGCAUGGGAUGAACAUUUUGCAAAAAACACUUGAUGCAGCUUAAAAACAUCUGAAGUUACGCCGUCAAAUGUAUUGGAAAAAUGAAGCUCUGGCCCCUCUUUCAGAGGGAAAUCAGUUUCUAUCCGAAGGAAUUCCCUCAAAACAGGUGAUCUCUCCAGAUUCGCACAGCACACCGGGAGCAUCACGCUGCGUGGACGGACAACACGGACAAGCGAUGUCACAGUCUGACGGGGAAUCUCAUAGAUCUAAUAUGGAGAAAGACGACACGCGCUCCUCGCCCAGUCCGCCCUCAACUCCGUCCAUCUGCUCGCCCACGUCCACCGCCUCCUCCGUGCCGUCCACCGGGAAGAACGUGUGCGCGAGCUGCGGACUGGAGAUCCUGGACAGAUACCUGCUCAAGGUUAAUAAUCUGAUCUGGCACGUGAGGUGUCUGGAAUGUUCCGUCUGCAGGACUUCACUACGCCAGCACAGCAGCUGCUAUAUUAAAAACAAGGAAAUCUUCUGUAAAAUGGAUUAUUUCAGUAGGUUUGGUACAAAGUGUGCCCGCUGUGGCCGGCAGAUCUACGCCAGCGACUGGGUCAGACGAGCCAGAGGAAACGCUUAUCAUCUGGCCUGCUUCGCCUGCUUCUCCUGCAAACGGCAGCUGUCCACCGGAGAAGAGUUCGGACUGGUGGAGGAAAAAGUGCUCUGUCGGAUUCACUACGACACUAUGGUGGAGAACCUGAAACGGGCCGCUGAGAGUGGAAGUGGACUCACUUUGGAGGGGGCGGUGCCGUCGGAACAGGACAGUCAACCAAAACCAGCCAAAAGAGCACGAACUUCCUUCACUGCUGAACAACUGCAGGUAAUGCAGGCUCAGUUUGCACAGGACAACAACCCUGAUGCUCAAACCCUGCAGAAACUGGCGGACAUGACAGGACUGAGCAGAAGAGUCAUACAGGUCUGGUUUCAAAACUGCCGAGCGAGACAUAAAAAGCACACUCCUCAGCACAACGGCCCUCCUCAAGCUCAUCCACAGGCUCGAAUGCCACCCUCGCUGCCUGACGAGCUGCAUUACUCUCCAUUCGGUAGUCCUGAGAGAGCACGCAUGGUGGCCCUGCACGGAUACAUCGACAGUCAUCCGUUCUCAGUCCUCACUACACAGAGUCUCCCUCACCAGGCCAUGACGUUGCCGCAGCUUCCUCUUAGCCGCUAACACCCGCACUGACCUCUGACCCCUUCACCCCGACCUCCUCCAACCACCCCAGAGGUCCUGCUCUUGACCUCAGAACCCUGCAAGGAGAGACAUGACAUUGUUUCCUCACUGACUAUAUUGGACAGGAUUUUACUCACCUGUUGAGGAAAAAAAAAAAACACACGCAUGGGUGACCUGUGAAUCUGCGUCUCGCUAAGACCAGGAUCUGGACUUCACACUGUAAAGACUAGACUCUUCUGACUCAGCGUUUGGAGACUAUGAAUGCAAACAAAAGGAAUGUAAAAAGUUACCAGCAUCAGUGUUAUAACAUGUAGAUUGAAAAAAGGCAAAAGCACACGCAAUGUGGAUGGGGAAUAAAUGACAUAGGACCAAUGGGUAAGACAUAUUUUCUCUUUUUUUAUCCCCCUCGCUGAAAUGUGCCAUGAUUAAACGUGUUCUUAGUCGCCUAAAAACUAGACUUCCACAGUUUUAGAGUUUAAAAAGACUAUAAACUGUUAUUGUUUUUAAGGCAAGACACUACAGGUGAAUAGAUUAACAGAUUAGUUUUAUCACACUUCCACGGUUGAUUGAUCACAUUAAAAAACUGCAAACAUUUUUUGUUACUGUAUGUAUAAAUAUGCAAACAAGACAUUAUUAAAUAAACUCUAAUUUGCAUAUAUUGCUAGCACUGAAACUGAAAAUUGAACUUUUUUAUUUCAUUAUUAAUAUAAUUAUUAUUUUGACACAUUAGAGUCAACGAGAUUUUACAAAGACAUUUUAAGACAUUGUGUCUUUUCUUCACUUCAUAAUUCAGAAAUUAUUUGAACAGAAAAGAAAAAUAUCUAUGAACAAACCCAUCAAUAAAACCUUCAGAAUGCAUAUAUGAAAAAAGAAAGAAUGUGAAGAUUGUUGUUAGAGCUGCUGAGGUGAUUUAUUGGAGAAAAACAGAUUUUGAGAAAAUAUCCUGCAAAAAUAUGUAUUGAAAUAGAAAUACACAGACCCAAUUUGACAAAGUGCUAUAAAAGAAUCACUUAAAAGUGUAUUUUGGAUGCUUUCUUUUCAUUAUGUUAAAUAAAUACUUAAUUUAAUUAAAUAAAAUAUCAAAAAGCUUUUAAAAAAAUCUCAAAAUUGACAGGUGGAUGAAAAAAAAAGCUUUUACCUGCAGUGUCUUGCCUUAAAUUAUAAAUCCUAAAAAUAACUUGUGAAUUAUGGCUACAAUUACCUUGUUUGUUUGUUUGUUUAGAAAUCAAGUGAACUUGUUUAAUUUUAGAUCAAGUAUGUUAAAUAUUUUUAAGAGUCCAGAGGAUGUCUAAACCUUUGAAUAUUAAAACUUUUUCAGGAUGCUUUGCAAUGACUGUUGUCGUAUCCGUUUACCUACAAAGAACGAUAAUUGCAGUGAUUGUUUUACAAAUACAAUUAUUAAACACGAUGAUGAAGGGAUUAUCAAUGACAAACAACAGUAUUUUGUGCAAAAGAAUGGAGGAGGAAGACUAAAAAGAGCACUUGAGUAAAAUGUAAAGAUAGCUACAUGUAAAGAAAAUGUACAUGUAUUUUUAUUUAAGCAGUGUGCUGAUUUAAUGUGGGAGACGAGUGUGUCUGUGUUUCAUGGUUUUCUUCAUUCACGUGUGCCGUAUUCAGCUGUGACGAGAGAGACGCUGCACACGAGCUGUGUACAGGUCUGAAUCCAGGGGAAAAGGCUGAAUUUGUAACUUAAAUUUGAGAAAUGCAUUCUUGUGUUCUGAAUGGGGGACAAGGCCUCAACAUUCUUGUAUUUAUUAUGACAGGUAGCCUGUAAGCACUUUUCCCCACUUCCACAUGUCUGUUUUGUAAAAAAAAUGAUAAAAAAGGAAAUAAAUAAAUGAAAUAAUUAA